This is a messenger RNA of Drosophila rhopaloa, 850 nucleotides long. RefSeq names its product methyltransferase-like protein 23. Gene Ontology annotation, cellular component: nucleus; cytoplasm. Bases 99 to 842 code for a protein of 247 amino acids. The transcript is spliced from 2 exons. NCBI's taxonomy places the organism in Eukaryota, Metazoa, Arthropoda, Insecta, Diptera, Drosophilidae. The record is from RefSeq and is a predicted model, not a curated record.
UUCAGUUUUGACAUCACUAAUCAAACAGGUUGUAAACAAAUAUCUGAGAAAUAGCGACAGUUUAGAAAAAAGUACUAUUUCUGCAUGCUCGUGAUAAAAUGCGUUUCCACAUGAAGAGCGGCAGCGAGGAAAACGACAUAGUGGCAGCCACAGCCACCGCAGAGCACAUCCGCAAGUUCGUCUUCAGUGGAUCCCCCGCGGAGCGUUUGGAGAUCAAGAUACCUGAGCUGCUCCAGGGAGCGUACUCCUUCUACACUUGGCCUUGCGCCCCAGUGCUCGCCCAUUUUCUGUGGGAGAGAAGACAAUCGCUGGCCGGGAAGCGCGUCCUGGAGCUUGGAAGCGGUACCGCCCUGCCCGGCAUUUUGGCCGCCAAAUGUCGCGCCCAGGUGGUCCUGACCGACAACUGCAUCCUGCCCAAGUCGCUUGCUCACAUUCGCAAAUCUUGCCUGGCUAACCAGCUGCAGCCGGGCGUUGACAUCGAUGUGGUGGGCCUGAGUUGGGGUCUGCUGCUGAACAGCGUUUUCCGGCUCCCGCCCCUGGACCUCAUCAUUGCCGCCGACUGUUUCUACGAUCCCAGUGUGUUCGAGGACAUUGUGGUCACUGUAGCCUUUCUGCUUGAACGGAAUGCCGGGGCCAAAUUUAUAUUUAGUUAUCAGGAAAGGAGCGCCGACUGGUCGAUCGAGGCGCUGCUCAAGAAGUGGAAACUGCAGGCACUGCCCAUCAGCAUGGAUGAUAUCGGCAAGGAGUCGGGCGUGGAUCUUCUGGAGUUUAUGGGCGGGCACACAAUUCACCUUCUUGAAAUUACGCGCGUCGACGGCAGCCACACAAUAAAUGCUAUAUAACAAUAAUA